This is a messenger RNA of Olea europaea var. sylvestris, 1090 nucleotides long. RefSeq names its product anthocyanidin 3-O-glucosyltransferase 5-like. The transcript has a single exon. Gene Ontology annotation, molecular function: UDP-glycosyltransferase activity. Lineage: Eukaryota; Viridiplantae; Streptophyta; Magnoliopsida; Lamiales; Oleaceae. The coding region runs from base 9 to 848 and encodes 279 amino acids. The record is from RefSeq and is a predicted model, not a curated record.
ACGUGAGCAUGGGGACUCGGAUUCCACAGUUUGAUGGGAUCCUGCUGAAUACAUGGCAAGAUUUGGAUUCUACAACACUGAAAGCUUUCAAGGAAAAUGAAAUCUGGAGGUCAAUUGUGAAGAUCCCGGUUCAUCCCAUUGGCCCACUGAGGAGACCGGUCCAACCAGAGGGUUCAAAGAGUGCAGUAAUAGAAUGGCUAGACAAGCAAACUAAUGAAUCAGUAAUAUUUGUUUCAUUCGGAAGUGGUGGAAUGCUGUCGGCUCAGCAAAUUACAGAGCUGGCUUUUGGUUUAGAAUUGAGUGAACAGAAAUUUAUUUGGGUGGUGCGCCCGCCUACGGUAGGUGCUGCCGACGACGCAUUUUUCACCUCGAAAACCGUCGGCUCUGAUGGUACUCCGUGCUACUUACCAGAAGGAUUUUCUACCCGCACAGGCAAUUUUGGACUAGUGGUCCCAAUGUGGGCUCAACAGGCAGAGAUUCUCAAUCACCCGUCGGUGGGAGGAUUUAUGUCACACUGUGGAUGGAACUCGACUCUUGAGAGCAUUCGCGGUGGGGUACCAAUAAUUGCUUGGCCGCUUUACGCAGAGCAAAGACUCAACGCCACGUAUCUUGUGGAGGAGCUAGGGAUCGCCGUCCGACCGCUGGUGUUGCCCACCAAAAAAGUGGUAGCGCGAGAAGAAAUAGAGAAAAUGGUGAGGACACUGAUGGACGACGAAGGCGGCAAGAAAAUGAGAGAAAAUGUGAAAAAACUGAAAAUCAGUGCGGAAAAUGCUCUAAGCAAAGGAGGCUCAUCGUACAAUUCAUUGUCGGAGAUGCUCAAACAUGUUGCUGACAAACUUAAAGCCUAAGAACAUUGUUAGCUUACUAUUAACAAUGCUGUGAUCCAUUCUCGAUGUGUAAUAAGUGUGUUAACAAUAACGGGGAAAAACUUGGCAACAGGCAAUGCAUGGAUAGUGAUUGUUCACUAGUAUACAUGUACGGGCAUUCCCCAGUUUCUUUGUUUGUUUUGGCUUAAUCCAUAGUGGACGUUCUUUUCGGAAGUUUCUCUUUGUUAAUCUUUAGGAUUGCAAUAUGAAAAACGUACUUGCAU